Messenger RNA from Triticum aestivum (bread wheat), 5929 nucleotides. Its product is annotated as transcription factor bHLH112. Gene Ontology annotation, molecular function: protein dimerization activity; DNA-binding transcription factor activity, RNA polymerase II-specific; RNA polymerase II cis-regulatory region sequence-specific DNA binding. The transcript has 8 exons. The record is from RefSeq and is a predicted model, not a curated record. Gene Ontology annotation, cellular component: nucleus. The coding region runs from base 4282 to 5610 and encodes 442 amino acids. NCBI's taxonomy places the organism in Eukaryota, Viridiplantae, Streptophyta, Magnoliopsida, Poales, Poaceae. Gene Ontology annotation, biological process: regulation of transcription by RNA polymerase II.
AGACGGCGUAGUAACAUCAGGUACUUCCUGCCCUCUGUUUGGGUUAUUGUGGAUUUAGACUGCACUUUACUACAUUAUUUGGUGCGGCUGGCACAAGGUUUGCCAGAAGUAUAUGUUUGAGCUUCACUGUUUGAGGCAAGUUAUGCUGUGUUUAUAUUAGGGUUCCUGUGGCAGUGGGCAGGCAUGUGAAAAUGCCUUUCUGCAUCACUUAAAAACUUAUUGACAGUGAUAUGCAUCCCUCUUUUCAGUAUGGCCAUCAUCUGGUGGUAUGGGUCUAAAAGAGUGUGUAAAGGAUAAUAAUAUGAAAAACUAUUCUAAGAAUGCUUUAAUCUUUUGGUAGACUUUUAGAAGUUUGAUGCUCAUUCUACUCCCAUCAAUAAUUCCUUGAAUUAUUUUAUUCUGCUCGUCUUGUACUACCAUGCAUUUUUAAGAACAGUAGGAAUGAUGUUGGCUGACAAAAGUGAACAGAAUUACUAAACUGGAAAUUUGGAGGGAGCAAUGCCACAUGGCAGCUAGACCAGUUUAUAGAUUGCUUCUGAUUAAAUGCAUGCCCGAGUGUUUGGAAGCUCAUCGUUUUUACAGGAUUGCUGGGUGCCUUAGUUGCAUUGUGGUUUUCAUUUCUGUUUUUUUUCUUUCUGCGAGGAGCGUGAAUUGAAAUAUUUUCUCAUGUGAGCCUCAUGUUGAUCUGUUGCAUCUUUUUCUGUUGAACUGAUCCAAUUCAUUCAGUUUGACGGAAAGUGUGUAGUUCUUUGAGGUUCCUCCACUUGCAUUUGGUAGUUUCGUACUUCUGAACAACUUGUUCGUAAUGUGUCUUUUUGUCCGCUUUGUUCAAACCUUUUCUGGCAAAACAUGACCUCACUUAAUGUAUCUUUCCAUUGUCAUCUAUCUUUGUAUUAAUCUUCUGAUUUUCCAGUUCAGUUGGCAAUUGACAUGGUUACAUUCUUGUUUGAAUUAGUUUAUCACUAUCCUGUUUUGCUUCGACUUACUCUCAAAAUAUCAAAUACCUUUUAGUUUUUUACUAUGGUUAUGAAAUUUUACAGUCUUUACUAAUUGUUACUAUGCCCAGGGAUAAUGGUCGUUCUACAGGAGUCAGUUGCUUUUACUCUAAUUUCACAGCUGUGCCUUUUGGGCAUGCGUGCUAGCAAUAAGGUCCGGAAAAAAAUUGAUUGUUGAUCCUGUUCCUACCAUUUCCAGGUAACUUUCUCUAUUUCUCUAUGACUAUAUCUGGCCUUAACAUGCUUUUACGUGCUUGAGAAAGCAAUAUCAGUAAUACCUCAACCAUCCCCUUUUUUUCGAGAAAAUGCAAAGGACUCUUUGCGUUUCAUUGCAUUGAAAAGAUGAGAAGAUACAAUCCUCCUAGGAGGUGGUGGUUACAUCCCAUUUUUUUGCCCUUUAAGGAAAUGUAAAAGCUUGGUGCUUCAGUGUAUUGAUAAAAUGGAAAAGUUGGUAUUUACAAGCCUAAAGUUAAGCUGAACCCCAGCACGCAGACACAUUAAUAUCUCAGAGGCACUCACAUAGGGCAGCAGCAGGUUGAGGCUUCCUGCGCCUGCCAUAGCCCAGGAGCGUGCCUCCGAUUUGAUUUGUUGGACCAACUCGUAGAUGUCUGGGUGCUCCUCAUCAAAGGUGCUAUGAGGAAAGGAACAUAUAUCAAGUCUAGACUCUAGCUUCAGGUUGCCUCAUACACCAUCAUGUCGUUGUAUGGCUUUCUUAUUAAAUUUCUGACGGAACCGGCUUCAUCAGCAAUUUGUAUGGUGAUUGAAGUGCAUUGCACCGCCCUUUGAAUCUAAUGCGCUCAUCUGGACCAUAAUGGGCAACGUACGCUUCAUACGUCACAACAGAUGAUCUCAAUAUUAACUAUCCCACCAAACCGCUCCACAGAACUGCCGUUAAUCAUUGGUCAGGGAGGAUGUGUAUUCUCAAAGGACCCGUAUCUAACGCAUUUGCUUGUAGAUCCUUCUUAUGUUCACGCUGAGACAUCCAACUUUAAUCCUUCAAUUUCGGCCUCCACUAACCUGAGGUCGUCACAUGUGAGUAAGAAGUCUUUGCAUUAAGUUUUGAAAUGAGGUUAUCCCUAGUGCUUGACACGAAAGAGGUCAACAUAGAGGAGAGAAAGGCUCAUUCCUAUUCGGUCAUUAAAGCCCACAAGGAAUUCUUGGUAUGCUUUACCUCUUAUUCUCUAUUAGAAUGAAUGGUACGCAUGCUUCCCACUGGAUAUCCAUGCUUUAUGUCUUUCUCUUCUCUGAAAGUUGGAAGGCCCCCCAUCCUUGUAUGCAUCCAGGGUGAUUUAUUGGCAGGUGUUAUAGCUCCUGGUAUCUGGUCUUGGUUUUCUAAAGGAUGUUGUAGCAAAUAAGUAAGGGACAGUUUUUUGGGGCUAAUGGCCGGCUGUGGAAAUAAGCUGCCCCCUACCCAGCUUAUUCUAGAAGCUCAACCUAAAAUUUAAAUUUAGAAGAUCAAGUUAUCAGGGAAUCAACAAUUUUAUCUCUAGAAUGAAUUUGAUAUUUCAACCAAGUAUCAUUUAGUACCAGAACUAUUGCUGAUUCUGGAAGAAAGAAAUAUUCCUUCCUUACCUACCUUUUUUACGUGUAUAAUACAAGCUGUGUCAUCAUUAGCUUUUUGUUGCUUUCCAGAAAGGGCCUUUGGUUUAAUAGUUGUUAAACAAUUACGUAAAGAAAAGUAGUCUGCUAUGACUUUCCCUACGAACAUCCCUUUUUAUCUGGAUUACAUUUCCCUAACCAAAUACAGAUACCAGUCUGCUGAUGGUGAUUGUUAUUUAAGCGUAUUUCCCCUCAACGGUUCAACUUGAGCCUCUUAAUUCAAUCUGGGGACCAGUAUUUAUUUGUCAGAUUAGAUGAUAAUAUUGGGGUGUUUUAUAAAGGGUAGGAUGGGAGCAGAUGCUUACGCCACUGGUCUGCAAGUUUAUUGCUUAAGAGGUGAAGUGGUGUUUACUUUCCAUAUCUUGAGAAUUUUAGAGAAUGCUAGGAGUUUCAGAGAAAGUGAUUCUGUCAUUUGAGUUUGGCCCUCAGAGUUAUCGCCUUUCAAGUGUACUUGGAGUAUGCUUUGCAAAGUAUCUUUGUUUGUCUGAUGCCACCCUGUCCUAGCCUCCUAGGUAUCUUCUAUUAUCUGUUGAUGCCUCGAUGGUUAUAGUUUGGACAUUCAAAAUACUAGUCGGCACAACUCUAUGUCACGGUGCUGCCUGUAAAUGAAAAAAAUAUAUGGCCCAUUACAACCCUUAUCAUGUGGCAAUGUGCUACCCCAGUUAGCUUCUGGAAUAGCUAACUUGAGUUUAUGAGUAUCAUGCUUUUGUUAGACUUGCGGUGGAAUGGAGGGGGGUCAUGUGAUUUUUUUUCUUUUACAAAGUGUUAUGUCAGGAUUACUAAAUCUUUGUAGUUUCUUGUCACUAGGAACUUAAAAAGCUGUGGUACUGAUUUUUCAGGUCGCAGAUCUCCAAAUUGCAUGUUUUUUCAAAUGUUAGAGCAUGUCCAGAUGCUCCUUCCCUUGGAGUUGGAUUGUCAACAGGUUCGAACUAACUUGAAACCUACCCUGGCACACCAACACCCCUCGUCCACUCUCAGCACAAGAUGGCAGGGUCUUUCUACUUGUGUUGACUGAAGUCUCUCUCCUCUCCACAGUCCAGACUCCACAGUAUACAGCUUCCAAAAACUAUGGUGUCCCUUUAUGCUAUGGUUUAGGUGCCAUGGCAUCAUUUUAAUAAAUAAUAAUCAUGCCACUUUAACCUUUUCAAGGAAAUAUGAGUCCAAAUUAGUGUAACUAUAUUCGUAAUGAGGAUAUAUUACUUGAGUCACUCGACAUUGUGUGCUCAUUUUUCUUGAAAUUAGUUCUCUAAAGUAGAACUGCUUACUGAACAUACAAGUCCACUGUGUGGUGCACGAUGGCACACACAUCCUUUCAGAGGAAUGUGCAAGUGGGAGAAUGAGAGACUCACUGCCUGUAGCAAGUACCUUCCUAUCUGUAACAUAAUGAUUUUCCACCAAAAUGUUCUUGAUAUUGUUCUCCUUCCCACUCAUUAGGAUCUAAAAUUCCCUCCAAGCUUACCAAGUUAUGGGGUUUAAUAAUCAAUUCCAUCUCACUGCAUCCCACAAGUCCCACCAUACUGAUUACUAGAAGUAGAUCACUCGAGGUCAGGUGAACUCGUGCCAAGUAAAAGUAAAAUUGACAACCUCUUAGAAUUUGAAAGGAUCUCAUCAGGCACACGUCGGCAUACACUCUGAAAAGACCACCAUGGGAAGGUGAGAAGAGAAGGGAACUCCAUGUACCUAUAAAAUGACCCUAUCCAUCACAUCUUCUGCAGCCAAAGCAUAUUUCAUGGACGAACAUGCACCCGAGAUUCCAGUUAGUUAUAGCAGUUCCUCCACUUCACCAGCCAGCAGCGUCUGGGAGAGUCACGAGAUCAUACAGAAGCAUGCACCCUUCCCCUUAUGGAGCCCCCACACUGGCACACUCCUUGCCUCUGCGGCCACUGACCCGGCAACCUUCUGCGAGGACCCCUCUUCACCAGCCCGCACACACCUUCCAAGCAGGCAUCUAUGGAACCAGACUGACCUUAGCAUGGGAGCUCAUGGGAGCAGCAACGAGCUUGGCGGGAGCAGUGGCCACGGAAAGGACUUCCUUUCCUUGCUCGAAGCGAGGACGGUGAUGCCAGAAAUGCUCGAUGAUUUCUCCUCGGCGGCAUGCGACUACCUCAAAGGGAUGGACGGCAGCGACUACAACAGCAUCUCCGGAUCAGCUUCCUAUGGUUUUGACAGUGGCGGUCCGUACGCUGGCCCCAGUGCUCUGCCCGUCAGCUGUGAUGGGAUUGCGAGUUCUCCACCAGUGUACCUUGGGAACAGUACCUUUGUGCAAGAGAGCAUGAUGGGUUGCAUGCCAAGCCACAACCACGAGGUAAAAGAUGGUUCCCAGCAGCAGGAGCUUGGAGCUCCCAUGAAUGCAUUCCUGCAGAAAACGCUUCCUACUAGUGUUGCAAUUCAUGGAAGCCCUCUGGGUUAUUCUGGCUCUGGGAGUGAAAGGGUUUUUCAGGAGGGCCGAGUAAUGCAGGUUUCAUUUGGUGCUAGGAUUUCACCAGAUGCAAUCUAUGCUAGUGGUUACAGAUCAAAAACAGAAUUGUCAGAUACCAAUCAGCAUGAGCAACGUACUGUUUCGGCAAGGACUGGUACAGGUCAAAGUGGUGCUGCAGGUGAUCCUAAGAAGAGAAAAUCAGAGGAAAAGUUGGCAGGCAACGGAAAGAGGUCGAAGAAAGAUACUUCAAGUAGAUCACCUCCCAAGGCAGAAGUGCCUGAUAUGAAGUUGGGAGAGAGAGACAAGAUCAUAGCAUUGCAGCAGAUCAUCUCACCGUAUGGGAAGACAGAUAGAGCAUCAGUGUUGUAUGAAACCAUCAAGCACAUCGAAUAUCUACAUGAGCAGAUACAGCUAUUGAGUGAACCCUACAUGAAGAAUAGCACAAACGAGGUGCCCUUUCAAUGGGGAGGUAAAGAGGAGGAUUUGAGAGGCAGAGGGCUUUGCCUGGUCCCUGUUUCGUGCACCCCGCAAGUUCUCCAGGAUAAUAGCCUGCCGGACUGCUGGACGCCGGUGUACAAGAGCUCCCGGUACCAAUGAUCCCAGCGAUCGCAUGUUUCCUUUAUCACCUCUACUUGUCACGCUCAUGAAUUGGUUGGGGUGUUUACGACUUUACGGAUAGUCGGUUAUUUUGCUUGCGUUCUCCUUGUUUUUACUUUACUAUACUAGUUUUGUUUCCGCUGUAUUGUAUGGUGGCCGAUGUGUAGUAUAGAAUAACAAAGUUGGGGGUCUUAGAUCUUUGGCUUUGUGCGAAAACGGUGCCGAUUCAGGCUUAGCACUCGCUAUUAGGAGAACAGUAUAACUAUUUCCGUCUUUUGAAGGUUGAACCGCACUGCUUGUACUCGAUGUUUCCAUGGCA